AUGACCGUGAGCGCUAUACCAACCGAAGAUGAAUCCAAUAAAUAUUUGAAAAUGAAUUCUGGAAAUGAUAAGAAAAAAAACGAUGUGGAAUUAAAUUUUGAUGAUAAAAAAUGGCAGCAACAAUCACAUACCAAACCUAUUUUGACUUAUUUAUUGGGUCAACCUAAAAAACACGGAGGGAUUUCAAGUCCGGCACAACUUUUAUCACCUGAUCGCUAUGAAUUUUUCACUUUCGACGACGAUGGACAAAUCGUUAAAAAAUUAAUGUCGGUGAAAGAAAUACAAAAAAUAAUUGCGAAUAAUGAAAAGGGUACGGGAGGAGAACAGGGAGGAACGCCGAUUGAAUAUUAUCAAAUUUUAACGGUCACUCCCGAUGUUGAGUCGAUACCUUCGGUUAGCAGAAUUAAUCCGAACGAACCUUUGUUCAGUAUACACGACGUUAUAGCAAGUGUUCAAAACGUUUUAAAAUCUGAAAUAAAUUAUAAAAAUUCACAAUCUAAAACGAAUUACAAUGUCGAUGAUAAUUCUGAACAUUUUUCGAAAACGGAAAAAUCACCGACUUCGAAUGCAGCAGAAAAAGAAUCGCUGACUAGUGUAUCAACUUCGACCGAAAGUUCGAAUAAUGGAGAUCGAUCUGAAACGGAGAUUUUAAAUUUUAGAUCGCGUUCUACGACGGUUGGUGAGGUGGCACCAGAGGAAAUUGAAGUUACAACUGCCCUACCAGUGGUAACACAGAAGCAAGAAAUGGUUUUGUCGGAGACUGUAAAACCAUUACCUUUAGCUGUAUCUGUUGCUUCUAAAGAAUCCGUAACGCUUUCACCAUCGUCAUCAAUAUACACAUCUGCAUCUGAACCACCAUCUACUUUCUUCUCUGCUCAAGAUGAAACUACAUCUUUUUCGACGAGUGUUCCUUCCGAAUUCAAGUCCACAAAUUUACCACUUUCCCCAAUGAAAUUAAUUUCUACAGUAACCAAUUAUCCUUCAUCAGUUAAACCAAUCUCUUCGGUGGCAAGCUCUUCAAUUAAACCAGUUUCUUUUGAAACCAACUUUCCAUCUUCAGUUCAACCGGUUCCUACUGCAGCAAACUUUCCAUCUUCAGUUCAACCAAAUCCUGUAGCCACAAACUUUCCAUCUUCAGUUCAACCAAUUUCUACAAUAACAAAUUCUCCAUCUUCAUUUAAACUGAUUUCCACGGUCACAAAUUUUCCUUCUUCAGUUCUACCCCUUUCUACAGUUAGAAAUUCUCCUUCAACAGUUAAUCCGAUGUCCACUUCAGUAACCAAUUCUCCUUCUUCACAAAAUACAUUUUCCUUAGUGACAAAUCAUCCGUCUUCGUUAAAAUCAUUUGCUGCAGAAACAACAGCUAAACCAUUUUAUUCCGAGUCGUCUCCCUCAUCUGCUGUAACAUUCCUGUCUUCAUCCGUUUCAAAUUUUAAUCCGACAACUUAUCCGUCGUCACCUACUGAUUCAUCCUUUUUCCAAAAUACGACUACAUCCAAGUUAGAAUUAGCUCCCGCUUCUUUACACGAUGCACAUCCGGGUUAUACCUCGAACGAAACGUUUAUGGAAGUGCAACCAACACUGGUUGAAGCAAACUGGGGACUUGCAAACACUUCGGCUUCGGUAGAAAAUAAAAAUUUAACUUUUGUCAAAGUCGAAACAAUAGACAAAAAUUCAACUACCGGAACGGAAACGACAAACACUCCAAAAUCUGAAAAUUUGUUUACACCAGCAGAGCAAGUUUCUUUCACGCCCGAUUUGGCAAAUUCAGUUUCUAGUGUUUUGUGGCAAAUUGCAUCUGAAAAUGCUAUGUUAGACGACGCGAACAAAGCAACUGAACCCACAAUUAUAUACACUACAAAUCAAAAAAAGCCUUAUGAAACUUCCGAAGUAAAUAAUAAUGCUGAACACAAACCUUUGUUUUACUCUGUUGCAUCAGAUAUGACGGAAUCUACAUCAGCACCAACGGUUAAAAUUUCUGAAAAUCCAUUCACACUUUUGGAAAGUAUAUUAAGACCUCAAAACAAACCAAGACCGUUUCAGGUUAUGUCUACGACAGAAAAAAGAUCAACAGAUCCGGAUAAUUUAUUUUCAACAGUUUCUCCUCUGACUGAAGCAAAACUUCAAACCCAACCUAGCAGUGUAGUGAUCGUAACAGAACCAGAAGAAACCACGUUUAAAGUCGAGGAACAAAAUUACAAUAAUCAAUCAUCAAGUCAAAGUGGUGAAAUUUCUACAUCGACGACAACACCUUUCGUAGUUUCCGUAUCUCCCAACGUGGUAACACAAAGUCCGGAACAUCUAAAGCCAGUUACCGACCAAGUAAAAGUUCACUUAAAUCAAACUAAAACCGGUAACGACACGCAACAAACAAUUGAAGGAGUUACCAUAGUCCAAGAAGCCAACAUAGGUAAAAUACCAAGAACUACAGAAUUUCCCGGACAAGUGGUCAAAGAAAUUCUUAGAAAAGAUUCACCAGAUUUCAUUCUAAUGGACGAGGAUAGUUUAGAGCAUUCUGAAGGAAAUAUCGUAACCACCCAAGUACCCUACGUAGGAACAUCAACUCAAAUUUUAAAAGAAAAACCGGAACCGACGUCUCAAAGUACGAGCACGCCUGCACAAUCGACAGUUUUUGAAAAUACAAACCCAACGGCUGCUACUACAACUUUUCAAAACACAGACAAAGAUGGAGAAACAGCUGCUACGGAAAAAGUUUCGAUAACUUUUGUUCCAAUGAUGAUUAAAACGCCAUUCGAAUUUAAACAAGAAGAAAUUUUGAACAAAAGCGGCAAUUUAACUUUCGAACAGGAAAAAUUGACGACAACCGAAACGACAAAAGAUACAACAAUCGGUUUAACGGAAACUCCGAUACCAGAAGAAGGUUUAGAAUCGAAGGAAUUACCAGAAGACGAAGCAGAACUUAAAAGCAUUUUACCACUGAUAGCAUCCAGUUCGGAAUAUAAAGCAACGGUUUUAUCAGGAAAUCAAAAAAUAGAAUCGGAUAAAAAAGAUGUCGCGGGAAGUUUAAAACAAAGCGUACCACCUAAACCGACAUUUGGUAAACCUCAAAAACCUGUUUUUAAACCAAUAAAACCAAAACCCAUCGUGAAAGAAUCGGAAACUAAAAAACCGUAUGAAAAUCACUUACUUUCAUCACCGUCGGUACUCGAACUCGAAGCAGCUCCGGUUGAAAAUUUAGGUUUGGAAGCCACUGUCGUGCAUUUGGACAACGACGUCAAACAAUUUUCCGACUUGUGUAACGAAUUAGCGUUUAGCUUAUGGUCAAGUAUCACCCACAACGGUUUGAGCUUCGUGAGAAGCAUAGUACUCUCUCCAUUUGCGGUAACAUCUCUUCUCGCGAUGGUUUUCCUCGGUGCUAGAGGACCGACUUCCGGUCAAAUGAACGAUAUAUUGAGAUUAGACGACAUGGUUACGUUUAAUCCGCACUUGGUAUUUCGAAACGUAACCGAAUCGUUAGUUAUAUCGAGAAAUCCAGGAGUCGCCACAGCUGCAUUCGUCAGAGAAUUGUACAGUGAUAAGUCGAAAGGAAAAUUAUUAGAUUUUUAUAAAGAAAGAGUUCAGCAAUUUUAUGAUGGACACGUGGAAGAAAUCAAUUUUAAAGUUGUCGGUGAAACGUUAAGAAGACAAACCAAUCAUUUGGUUAAACGUCAAACCUGGGGUAAAAUAACGGAUUUUUUAAGAGGUUCCAUGUUAAUGCCACGACCUCCGUUGGCCGCUUUUAGUGCUAACAUAUUUCAGACUGACUGUUCAAAAGCAUCGAUAAAAGAUAGAGAUGGAGAAAUGUAUUUCGUGAUAUUACCAGCGAGCAGGUUAAGAAGAUUGGUACCCAUACCCGCGGUCGUUUGGAGAAGUAACUUUUUAGCCGGAUACGAACCGGGAUUGGAUGCGACGGCUGUUUCGAUCGGUCCUUCGAAUUCGGUUGUCAGCACCAUAUUGGUACUACCCGGACAGCAAGGAUUAAUUGCACCGGGUGAUACUUUGGCAAGACUAGAACAUCAUUUACUCGGUUCUCCUUACCAAAAAGGACACUGGUCUAGGCUUUUACGUAGUUUACUUCCUAGACCCGGUUUGGAAUUACAAAUACCGCGGUUGUCUCAUAAAUCAGUCAUAAACGUGACAACGUCACUUCAAAGAAUGGGUUUAAAAGAUCUUUUCAGUGCGGAUAAAGCCGAUUUGACGGGUCUUAAUGGAUUGGCCAACGAUUUGCAUUUAUCAGACAUGUUACAAGUGAAUCUUUUUAGCACGUGCGGAGAAGAACCAAUCGGAUCUCGACAUCAUUCCGAAGUUUAUCCGGCAACUGCAGUUUUAAGAAGAGAAAAAAGCGCGGAUGGAAUUUUACCAGAAUCUCUCGAUAGUUUAUUUGCCGUGUCAGAUUUCGAAGAUCCGGCCAUAUCCUCACUCCCACUCGAAUUGAGACCGAGACAAGCACGCAUACCAUUAUCGAAACCCGGUGCUAGAAUUCCAGAGCCUCCCAGAUUAAGGUUCGAUAGACCUUUCUUAUUUUUUGUAAGGCAUAAUCCCACCGGUCUCAUUUUACACAUGGGAAGAUUUAAUCCGAGAUUAAUGCCUUGA
Messenger RNA from Pediculus humanus corporis (human body louse), 4593 nucleotides. Its product is annotated as serine protease inhibitor, putative. The transcript is spliced from 5 exons. The record is from RefSeq and is a predicted model, not a curated record. Lineage: Eukaryota; Metazoa; Arthropoda; Insecta; Psocodea; Pediculidae. The coding region runs from base 1 to 4593 and encodes 1530 amino acids. Gene Ontology annotation, molecular function: serine-type endopeptidase inhibitor activity.